UAGACCUAUGGAAAUAUGCCACUGGAAGAGCUGAAUGGCCUGUACCACUGGAAAGAUGACAGCUCUGUUCUGGCCUGUUGCUACAUGACACAGCGCAGCAGAGGUCUGGAACACUGUAGCCAGCUCUCUUCAUCCACACACAGGAGUAAAGGCCACACCAUGAUCAGAAUUUCCCUUCUGGUUGGCAUUGCAUUAUUCCUUUAUGGCAGCGAAGCAAAACCAUACUCCUCUUGGGGUAAAGUAGAAGAGGACCGAUAUCAAGAAACUCUCCACAGCUCAGGGGAACUUUCCGGAAAGAUGUCUUUGGGGAUGAAGGAAGUGGAGCCCCCGGAGGACAUGGGGGUGACCGACGUCGACGUCGACCCCUCCAUGGCGAUCUGGAAGGCGGUUCAGUGGUCCCGAGGGAAGAAGCACGUCGUGUCCGAAAACGACGAAGACGAGCUGAACCACCCCGUCCUGGACCAGGUCCCGGAGGCCCGGGCGAACAGCGCAGGGCCGCAGGAGGCCUUCCGGAACGCCCCGCCCGUCCAGCCCUACCAGCAGGCCGAGCCGGACGCGGACGACUCGUACCACAGCUUCCCCGGCUCCGAGGCGCGGGAGGCAGAGGAGGACGCAGGCGAGCUGCGCCGUAGAUACGUGCCUGAUCAGCCCGCCCCCAGAGAGCCCCAGGCAGAGCAGAGGCAGCCCGGUCGCGUGGAUUACACGAAGCCGGAGGAAGACAGAGAUGAGGUGUACCACGGGCAUGGACCCGGCCAGCACCUUCACCCACGGCCCCAGGUGCGGGUGCAGGUACAGCCAGGGCCACUUCGUCACGUGACUUACACCCAGCCAGAGGAGGACAGAGACCACCUGUACCACAACUAGCCAUUUGUAUCUACUAAAAAUUCUGUAACAUCACUGUUAAUGAGGUGCCGUGAGAUGUAAUUACAGUUUGACAAGCUGAAAAUAUCACACCACAAGUGCUUUUAAAGAAUCACAAAUUGUAUCUUUUAUUACGCUGCCAAAACAUUGGCUACACUGAGACAAAUGGGUCCAUUUCCAACAAGGGUGCCACUUA
Molecule: messenger RNA, 1057 nt
Organism: Anguilla anguilla (European eel)
Lineage: Eukaryota; Metazoa; Chordata; Actinopteri; Anguilliformes; Anguillidae
Exons: 5
Coding region: 16-864 (282 amino acids)
Source: RefSeq, a predicted model, not a curated record